AUGACCCGACCCGACCCGACAAUUUGUCUACUUUUAACGUCUCGAGAAGAAUUAACAAUGGAAGCAAUAAAACACGCUCUGAGAGCGCUUAGAAAGCGGCAUUUACUCGAGGAGGGCGCUCAUGCCCCGGCUAUAAUCGCCCUUUCGCGCCCCCUGGUUUCUCAGAAAAAUUCAGCCGACGAGUCGACAACUACAUCAAAAAAAUCAUCAACCGUAGAUCAAUCUAUGAAAUCCAAUUUGGACAGUAUCAUUCCUGAAGGGAUACGGAUGGCAAUGGAUCAAGCUCGCUGUAACUUCUACUGA
Messenger RNA from Fraxinus pennsylvanica, 303 nucleotides. The record is from the annotation of a GenBank genome assembly. NCBI's taxonomy places the organism in Eukaryota, Viridiplantae, Streptophyta, Magnoliopsida, Lamiales, Oleaceae.